Lactuca sativa (garden lettuce) is the source of this 312-nucleotide messenger RNA. Lineage: Eukaryota; Viridiplantae; Streptophyta; Magnoliopsida; Asterales; Asteraceae. The record is from RefSeq and is a predicted model, not a curated record.
AUGCGGGAUGAGCUAAAUGAAAUCGAACGUCAUCGUGUGUGGUCUCUGGUUCCCAAACCUCAAGGAAAGAAAAUCAUUGGCAGUCGCUGGUUUUUCAGGAACAAAAUGAAUAGAUAUGGAAUCUUCAUACGAAACAAAGCUAGGCUUGUAGCUCAAGGGUUUUAUCAUCUUGAAGGGUUAGACUAUGAUGAAAUGUUUGCUCCAGUUGCAAGACUUGGAGCAAUUCAUGUGUUUCUAGCUUUUUCCUCUUUAAAAACUUCAAAGUCUACCAAAUGGAUGUCAAGGCUACCUUUCUACAUGGACAUCUUCUGA